GGUGCAGUCAGCUGGUCCGUCGUCAGGCAGUGCUCCCGGAGCCCGCCUUGGCAAAGUUGUGGUAGCUCGCUCGUAUGCACCUCCGGACGGCGGACUGAGUGCACGAGACGGUCGGGGCUCGAGGGACGGAAGGCGUCCGUCCAUACGGCGCUAAAUGGCAGCAGGCUGUUGUGGCACCAAGAAGCAGAAACUAAACAACUCGCAGAGCCUGCUUUCGUCUGAAUCGAGCGACGGCCACUCGAGCACGACCAGUAUGACGUCGAACGGCCCCAACGGCACGGUUGCCCUGCCGGAGAUGUGCUUCUAUUGCUUCGAUGUGCUCUACAGCCAGCUGUUCAAUCUCGAGCCGCCGAAGACGCCUACGUUCAACAAUGACGCAUAUCCACUGUUUGUAACAUGGAAGAUUGGUAAGGACAAAAGACUACGCGGUUGUAUUGGUACUUUUAACGCGCUGAACCUGCAAAUGGGAUUGCGGGAGUACGCCAUCACAAGCGCGUUCAAAGACUCCCGCUUCAACCCGGUGACGCGUGAUGAAUUCACCAAGCUAUCGGUGUCCGUAUCAAUUCUAAGACACUUUGAGGAUGCGGCCGAUUAUCUCGAUUGGGAGGUCGGUGUGCAUGGUAUCCGAAUUGAAUUCAUCAACGAGAAAGGCAACAAACGCACUGCCACUUUUCUACCUGAAGUUGCACCUGAACAAGGUUGGGAUCAAAUUCAAACCAUUGAUGCGCUUCUGCGCAAAGGCGGCUACAAAGCGACGAUUACAAGCGAGGUGCGCAAAGCCAUCAAACUAACGCGCUAUCAGAGUGAGAUCAUUUCGGUGACGUACCAGGACUACGUCAACUAUUGGAACGGCCGCCGGUGCUAGCAGCUAGCGUGGGGGGCGAUGCCGCCUCCGCUCCGGCCGCCCCAACAUUUCAACCACUACGACUACAAUUAUCUCCACCAACAUCACCCACGCGCACCGCUGCAAUGCGCGCACUUUGUUGCGCGUCCACCGCCACCGCAGCUCUUGCAACCGGUGCCUGUGUGGUGGAACUCGUUUCCGGGCAGCCCCGUCUACCAGCAGGAGUUUCCACCGCUCCUGCUUAGCCCCGGCGCACAGACCUACGCCAUCCGCAAACGCAAAUAACGAGCAACACGAGUGAAUUAUAUUUAAGACGUAAGAUAGGAAUUUAUAUUAGAUACAUAUUGAGAAUUCUAUUAAUAUUUCGUGCCUCAAAAUUUAACAAAUUCGAAAGAAUUGUCGGUUGGGUAAUUAAUUAGAUCCGCUUUCAUUUUGGGAGGGGGCUUUCGAAUGCGACGUGCAUUGUCAAUACUUCAUUAAACAUUCUAUCAAAUGUCAUACCAACUCUACCAUGAUCAUGAAGGUAGCAUACAAAUAUUGGAGCUGAACGUUUAUUUCUCACGUGAAAAUUCAGUUCAAGAUUUUCAUUUGCUCUUUGUAAUUGUUCUCAAUAUUUGAUAGAAACGUUCCGCUUCAAUCAGUGUCAAUAUAAUCAAUUGGAAAUCAAAGCUUCACCAGAAAACUUUGCUGACUUACUUACGGUAGAUUAAUUUCAUGAGGUGAUCCGACGAAAUAGCGUAAUAUGCAAAAAGCCACUGCCAUUUUCAUCCCUUACGAAUUAUGGAGACAAAACUAAGCUGGCAUGAAUGAUGCUCAACUCAAUAAUUACUGUUACUAUUGGAUGAACCAUCCCCUAUCUGUAGAGUUAGCGCAUAGCCCGGUGGAUUUAAGUAGGCGUAUUAAUAUGACCGUAAAUCAUGACGACUCGAUGACGCCAUUUUGUACGAGGAGCAACCCACAUAACCAAACGCAUUGAUCUCCACAUUCACAUCAAUUAAUUCUUGUUUUUACUUUACAUAUAUAAUUACAUCACAAGCAUUUGUUACAUUUUAAUUUUAACUGUGAUUUUUUUUUUGCUUAAUUUAAAGUUCAAAAAUUCAUUCUUAUUUUACAAAAAAAAUGUCACUGUACUUUUGAAAGAAAGUGUCUCAGGUAUAAAAUUAAAUCAUCAAAUCAAACGAAAUUAACGUUAACGAACUUGUAGAAUAAUAGUUUAUUUUUAAAUGCUAACAGCAGAAAAAAAGAGACACGUUUGUAAAUGUAAAUCGACCAUUUAUUAUUACGAUUGAUUUUCCAGAGUACGUUUAUUGAUAUGUUAUUGGAAACUUAAUGAUUAUAUUAGAAUUCUAUGAUGAAUUGUCAAGACUUUUAAAACCACUGGUUACUUAUAAAGAAUAUUAAUCGAUGACAA
This is a messenger RNA of Dalotia coriaria, 2255 nucleotides long. Its product is annotated as AMMECR1-like protein. NCBI's taxonomy places the organism in Eukaryota, Metazoa, Arthropoda, Insecta, Coleoptera, Staphylinidae. The transcript is spliced from 3 exons. The record is from RefSeq and is a predicted model, not a curated record. Bases 155 to 865 code for a protein of 236 amino acids.